Messenger RNA from Westerdykella ornata, 759 nucleotides. RefSeq lists its product as uncharacterized. The transcript has a single exon. Lineage: Eukaryota; Fungi; Ascomycota; Dothideomycetes; Pleosporales; Sporormiaceae. The coding region runs from base 177 to 638 and encodes 153 amino acids. The record is from RefSeq and is a predicted model, not a curated record.
UAUGUAUUGAAUGAUAUUGUGUAGUUCAUUAGGCAUCACUGCAGGAACUGAUUCCACGGGUUAUCUGGGAACGAAAUCCUCAAACUCGUCACAAGCGUGCAGUGCGGCUGAAGUGGGAGUGCUGCUGUUACCGUGGGGAGCCAGCCCUGCCCAGGUGAAGGGAGGUGAUCAGAUUGAUGAGACAGGCAAGCGGGAAAGAUGUGCUGGUCCCUAGGAAUGCCCAUUGCGCAGAUAUGCACUGCAGCUCUUCACGGAUUGCAUGCCUCUUGGAAGGGUAUGGAUUACUCCCUAUUGUGUAUAUCCUAUGCUCCACUAUGCACAUGGUCCCUCGACUUGGCUACUUGGGACCCCUAUUAUGUACUUUACAGAGGACCUUUGUGCCACCUCCUCCUCCCUCUCCUUUUUGGAUCUUGGGAAUAAUGAGCGCUAUCUCCGCGACCGUCCGCUUCCCCUCCCCCACCGCUAUGUACUAUGUACUUCGUAACUGUGUAAUCACAGUAGCACCAACGCCACCGUCUCACGUUUGGCGUUUGGCGUGUUGCUGGUUGGCUUCGCAAUCCACAGUCACAAACAACAACAAGAAGUCGUCGUCAGCAGCAAUGCAUGACGACCUCAGUGUAACUGUGGCGCACCGAUGACUCAGCACGCCUAGAGCUGCCCAUUGUGGCACAGUCGCCCUUUGUUCCCCGGCCAGCCCUGGAGACGGAGGUCGCAGUUCUGCUAAGGACCGGGUAAUGAUAUAGUACAGCACACCCGACG